This is a messenger RNA of Aureobasidium melanogenum CBS 110374, 2868 nucleotides long. RefSeq lists its product as uncharacterized. The transcript has 2 exons. NCBI's taxonomy places the organism in Eukaryota, Fungi, Ascomycota, Dothideomycetes, Dothideales, Saccotheciaceae. Bases 1 to 2868 code for a protein of 955 amino acids. The record is from RefSeq and is a predicted model, not a curated record. Gene Ontology annotation, biological process: regulation of Rab protein signal transduction. Gene Ontology annotation, cellular component: cytoplasmic vesicle.
AUGCCUCCGAGCUUCACAUCACGCCCACGCUCGUCGCGCGGAGAUUCGCGCGGAGAGUCUCGCCCUGUCAGUCGUGCUGACGAAGACCUGGUUAUCCCGGACCGUACCUCGUCGCUCCAUUCACGUAUCACACAGCCUCUGGCAGCCCAACUAUCCCAGCCGCGAAAUGGUCAGCGUACACCAAAGACUCUCACCCAUGCCUACAUGGUAUGUGGUGUCGGCCGUGAGCCCUCGCAAUGGGUCAAGGCUCCUCCGCCUCCACAGGGAAAGAUUGGACACAUGAAGGGUGCUGUUGGUCAAUUUUGGCUUCCUGAGAUUCUGGGAAGUAGUCCAAGACUGGAGCAGGAUAACGACAUUGCCCGUGCUCUUCACGCUGCCAUGAGGGCAUGUUUCCCUCACGACGUCGAAAUCUGUACUGGCACGAUGCAGCCUCACUGUGUCCACCAUGCAUUCGUCCUCCAGCAAGAUUCCUCUCACACUCUAUACGGUAUUGCUCUUCGUGUUUGGUCUCGCGCAGAUGAAAAACGUGCAGAGACGAUCCGCGAAUUGAGGAAGCGUACAGAAUCCGACUACUACGACACUCCCGGUGAGACAUACUGGAUCCCUUACUGCUUGAGUUUCCUUUCUAGAUACCCUCUUUACAACCUUCUCGGCGACUACCUCCGUGGCAUGUGGAUUCACUGGAACAAAGCCACCAACCUCUUCCAUGCAGAGGAAGUUUCUCGCAUUCUUAGUUUCCCCGCUCCCAGACUCAACGACCUGGUCCGUAUCGACAUGAAGGACUACGCCCUAUGUUACCAGUUCCCUUCUUCUCCUACCGGCUUCCAGAACUUUGCCAUGUGGCCUCUAUUCUCUUGUUUGUCUAUCCCCAACAUCGUCGGUGUCGUCGAAGCCGCCAUCUCGCCAACCAGAAGAAUCAUCUUUGUCAGUCACUACCCUGCUAUGCUGACAAUGGCUGCCGAAACUAUUCGCUAUCUGGUUCGCGUCUACGAAUGGAGCGGCUUGUAUGUUCCUAUCGUGCACGCUCGUCACGCAAAGGACCUUGUCCAGGAACCUGGUCCGUACAUCAUUGGUGUCACUGCCGAAUGUCGUACUCUCUUCACUGCUCCCAACGAUGCUCUGGUUGUUGACCUCGAUCGUAACUUUGUCUUGACUUCGAGCCCUCCGGAUGUUCUGACAGGAGGUCAAAGAACAAAAAUGGUCAACCGUCUUACCCAGGCUCUGAAUGGCGAUGUCGCUCCUUCUGGUGUUCCUCAACAUCUCCGUUCGGCUUACGGUGGGGGCAAGCUUAUUCCUGCUGGCCAAAUUAUCGUCAUGCGUGGCGAGGUUGAGAGUGUUCAAGAUCCUGGCUGGUGGAACCAAGACGCAGUCAUGUCUGUUAUGGACCAUGUCUGCGAAAAGCUUGGCCGCAACACUGGCCUGAAAGCCGUCUUUGGCGGUUCUCAAAAGAAGCCUCUGAUGACGAAGGUUUCGAUGCGUCACCUUAACGAAAUCAUCCGCGAACGUAACCAAUACUCUCGCGAUGCAAACGAGGCAUGGCAAGAUUUCAUCAACCUCAAGUGUCGCAUGGACACCGAAGUUGUCAAGGUCAACAAGCGCAACAACAUCCUCGAUGCUGAACUCGACUCGUGGAAGCAGCAAUUCCUCAAGUUCCAAGCUUUCGCCGAGACACUUACCAAGGAGACACAAGAGCUCAAGGUCAAGAUUGAGAGUCACAAGCGCGAGAACAGAAGAAUUGCUCAGAUUGCAGAUCAGGCGAAGGAGGAGAUUGCUCGUCUUACACCUAGACUCAGCGGCACAGAGAAGCAAAGAGACGAUGCUUUGGAGGCUCUUGUCCUGCAGCAGGAAAUCGCUGAGGAGCUCGAACGCGAACGCAAGCGUAACAAGCAAGAAAUCGCGUCUUUGCAACAGACCAACUCUGCUGUACUCCGUCAACGUGACGAGGCACAGCGGGUUGUUCUCCAUUUACGUGCUCUGAUCGAUGGUCAGGCUCACCACAUGGAGCACAUUGUGCGCACCAUCGAGUUGCCUGAUGAAGUUGAUGAGGCUGCAGCCACUGCUCUUCCCGUAUCGCCUGCUCCCGGUUCUUCCAUCUCCGGAGAUAUGUCUAGUGCUCAGACCUCGCGUGCUUCAUCACGCAGCAGCACUCGCCUGUCGACUCGCGGCGAAGAUGCAGCAGCUGAGGCCCUUCGUCGCAACGCUGAUGCUCGUCGUCGUUUGAGCGGACUCAGCAUGACUGACGUAGCAGACCGCCAAUUGCGUGACAAGACUGACGCUAUCGCUUACAUCAUCCGUAACAUCAGCGAGCAGUGUGCCGCUGCUGUCGAAGGUCUCAACAUGGCUCAUCGCGCCGAGUCAGUUGCUAGCGACCGUCACGAUAAUGACGACGAAGCCAGUCUUGCAUCCACCGAACAUGGAGGCAAAUUGAAGCGUCGCAGCAAAGGUCGCAUCAUGACGCGCGCAUCGCUUAGCGACGCCCCCUCCGAGUACGACAAUAGAUCUGAAGCAUCUGCUUCGUCAAACUACGAUUCGCGCAGCCACACCGUUCGCAGCAGCAUUCCACCCACACCCGAUCUCGUGCACAGUCACAGUCUGAACACGCUGAAUCGCAGCAGCACAUCUAUGAGCAUGAUUUCUUCGUCCACAGCUGCCACUCCCGACAGAGGAAGCAUGCAGAGCCACUGGCGCACAACUCUCUCCGAGGAUAUCCCAGAGCUUCCUGCUACUAAGAUUUUGAGAUCAGAGUCUGGUGACUCGGGGGUCGUCGACGAGUUUGGCGCCCAGUCUGCUGAGGAUGAAGAGCCUGUCAACGCCAAGUAUGCGACUCAGGGUCUUGAGCAUCGUUUUAACAUGCGCGCUGUCAAUUAG